AUGGCGUUCCGGUUCCGAAGGGAGGGCCAGCGUGUGAAGACGCGGGUGCCCCUGGCUCUGAGUGGCUUCAGCCCCUUCAUGAAAGAACUCAAGUGGGAAAUCUUCGAGUGGCAUUAUAACAGACACAUGGGGCCCCUGGCAGUCAAGGCCCUCAUGCGCCACCAGCAAGGCAAGCAGCACCCAACCAGGGGGGCCCCCAGCCAGGGGCCCCCCAGCUGGGGCCCCUAG
Molecule: messenger RNA, 228 nt
Organism: Eimeria tenella
Lineage: Eukaryota; Apicomplexa; Conoidasida; Eucoccidiorida; Eimeriidae
Exons: 1
Coding region: 1-228 (75 amino acids)
Source: RefSeq, a predicted model, not a curated record